Nematostella vectensis (starlet sea anemone) is the source of this 2162-nucleotide messenger RNA. RefSeq lists its product as uncharacterized. Gene Ontology annotation, molecular function: interleukin-17 receptor activity. The record is from RefSeq and is a predicted model, not a curated record. NCBI's taxonomy places the organism in Eukaryota, Metazoa, Cnidaria, Anthozoa, Actiniaria, Edwardsiidae. Bases 405 to 2147 code for a protein of 580 amino acids. The transcript has 13 exons.
GCCUAAAAGUCUAAAACAUGUUCAAUUGACAUUUGUAUUAUUAUUUCACAGUAAUAAAAAUUCACACACUUGUUAUUGUCAGAAAUGUGAACAUUGCCACGGGGUUGACGCCACAAGCUAAAUCGCUGGGCUUUAUUGCUGUGUCAACGGUUCGUGACGUAAAAGAUAACGCUACGCCGUGCUACAAUUUCCUGGAGUUCAAAACAAGCAUCACAUGCAGCGACGUAUAAUGCCGUGUUUAGGAAAGUUUGAAGUGGAGUAGACCGGAUGGAGUUUUCUGGUUUAAUCAUGCGAGCUUCACCGUCAACACUCACAAGUGAAAGUGCAGAAAAGGCUGUAGGCUGUUGACGAUGCGAAUUCACGAGAGCGAACUGAAGUAAGGCAACACUACAAGUUGGAGCCAUAUGGCGUCAAUUGUGCGUGAUCAGGACUGGAGACUGCAAAUGGUCCUCUGGCUACUUGUUGUAAGAAUUACUGUCAGUGGAGGUGAUCAAACCGCGAAGGAAAAGGCAAAGACUCAACCCGUCGGUCCGACCCGCAUAACACGAGAUGGCUAUAGCUUUUCAGACCCACCAUGUGGGGCCCCUCUGUCCGACUACGAGACGUUUUGCGAGGUUUUCAUAUAUCCAAGAUGCAAGUCUUUCCCAGGAAUUCCGCAACUAAAAGACUUGUAUUGGCAAGUGAACCCGAACGAAUCACACCCUAUGAUUUACGUGAAAUGGAGCCCCCCAAUCCUUGGCUACAAUGAUCUCUGGGGAUUUCAGACACAGAUUAUAGAGCAAACAAUGACUCGGCCGGGUUAUACGAAAUGCCUCCAGAUCAACAGUAAGGCAAUGUCAUCAUACACCGCCUCCUACGAUGCUAAUUUUGCUUCGAUUUAUGAAGUGUGGCUUUACAGCAUGCCGGUUCUUUUUAACCAAACAUCUCUUUUUAUCAGAAAGCAUAUAAACAUUCCAGCACAAUGCACAAUAGAAAGAUUCCGGGGUUUACCAAAAUGCUGUGCGUUUAAUAACGUCACUACGUACAUCGACAUCGAUCAAGACCGCGACUAUAACACCUUUGUGAAUGUCUCAUGGAUCAUGACCUGUGACUAUGUCAAAAACUUCUCCAUCUACUUGGCAAGUGGAAUAGUUCAUGAUUGUCCCAGAUCAGCAAAAGUUCAGAAUUCAACUUUUUAUAUAGUAGAACUGUCAGGGGAGUGCAGAUAUAAAAAUUACACUGUCGAGAUUCAGGGAGUAUUGUCGACUGGAAUGACUACGGAGACAACCAAGUUUCUUUUAAGUCUACCACCAGUUCCUGUUUUUGUACCUACAAAAGGCGCGCCAUCAGAUGAGGAUACUAUGGACCUGGUCAUAAUAUCGGCGGUAUUUGGCCUUCUUGCCGGUCUGGCCCUUGUGGUCUUCCUGUGGAAACUCUGCUGGUACCGCACAAGGUAUAUUCCAGGAAUUCGUGAUGUAAACGACACGCAACUGAGUGGAACAACAUCUCAAGACCAAUACUCGGUGUUGCUGGUCCACGCGCCUUGCUGUAACGCCUGUAAAGAUGUUGUCUUCUAUCUGUAUGAUUACCUCAACGCCUUCGACCAGCUACGUGUUACCCUAGACAUGGUUUGUCAGCUCAAGAUACGGCAAAACCCGCUGCGCUGGUACGAGAGCCACAUCCACACCGCUGACAGGGUGAUCGUGGUGGCUUCACAAUCUAUGGCGGAGCAGGACAGCGAGGAAUGCCAGAUUGGGAAUGAACCUGAAAGUGUGAAUGACCCGGAUGCUGGUUAUUGUGGAGUGGGCAUCCGUUAUCAGUUGAGUCUAAUGCGUGGAGACAUACGAUUCAAGCCAGACUCCGCUAAGUAUAUACCGGUCUAUUUCGACUAUAACAGCAGCAAGAAAGAAGUCCCUAAAUUCCUCUCUUCCUACACUAUCUACCGACUUCCACACGGCACAACCCGACUAUUGAAUCAUUUAUUGGAUAGAAACUCUUUGCCUACAAGUCGAAUCAUACUGUUGCCACCAAAUUCGCUUGAAGAGAAAAAGAAGUCGUUCUUAGCCGCUGUGGCAGUCACAAACAACAAACACAAAACGAUGAACCAGAACCUGACAACAAAACACCAUAGUGAAACGGCAGAAUUGAAGGACGCUCUUAGUAGAUAGCACAUCGACGAAAAA